UUACAUUACUGUAAUCCUCAGAAAUCUACCAAUAAAUCAAACAUUUUAUGAAAGACAGAGCAAAAUGUGAGGUAAAUCAAGGACGUUCUGAAAAUUAUUGAUGGUUGAGCUCGACGUACAUUAUGAAGAAAAUUAGCAAACACAGAAAGGAUAAAUCUGAAAACUUAUGCCAAGUCGUGAUAGCAGUUGACAAGCACGUUCUGUCUCUGACUGACACACACCCGAGUUAAAAAAAAAAAGUGUAAAGAUCAGCUGCUGAGAGAGUGACGCCAAAUGGUAGCUCCACUCUUGGACCUAUUACAGCUAAGUUUAAUUUGGAGAGUGAAGAGAAAACAGUGACUAAGGCACGCGGCUGUGUAGCAGGCACUGAAGUACAGUAAUCGUUUGCAUUGGGUGUGGAAUUUGGCUAGAUUUAUCGCCUGUCUAAACGUUCACAAAGCUACUGGUGACUUCUAUAGUUAUUCAGAAUAGCUUUAAUUUUUUUCAGAAGCACACUGAUUCACCAUGUCUGUACCAUCUCCAGGGAGCUCUGGCACUGCUGCUGCACCAGGUGGCUCCCGAAAACUUCAGCAGACACAAGCACAGGUGAAUGAGGUGAUGGAUAUUAUGAGAGUGAAUGUUGACAAAGUAUUGGAGAGGGAUCAGAAACUUUCUGAACUGGAUGAUCGAGCUGAUGCCCUACAAGCUGGAGCAUCUCAGUUUGAAACUAGUGCUGCCAAAUUAAAGAGGAAGUAUUGGUGGAAAAAUUGCAAGAUGUGGGCAAUAUUAGGAGCGGUUGUUGCUAUUUUAAUAAUUAUUAUUAUUGUGUGGAGUGUGUCUUAAGGAAGUAGAGCUGUGUGGACUGUCAUGACCGAGACAACCAACCGCUUUAUCUGCACUUGGGUUUCCUACUGUAUCCAGUAAUUCACUUCAUUUGGAAAGUUAUCUAAAGACUUAUUUUAGAAAUGAGCUUACACAUGAAAAAUUACCCAUGUGUGUGUGUAUAUAUAUAUAUAUAUAUUGAAAUCACUUUGUUUAAAAGCACAACCAUACUUUACCUAGUGCCUUAAUAGUAAUGCUAUGAGUCUUGGGCAGUGGAGCAGUAUAUAUUCAAGUUAAUUCAUGACCAAAUUUUCCUUCUGUUUCCUACAAUGCCUAUUAAAUUGCAUUUUUGCUCUGA
Protopterus annectens (West African lungfish) is the source of this 1159-nucleotide messenger RNA. RefSeq names its product vesicle associated membrane protein 3 (gene VAMP3). Gene Ontology annotation, molecular function: syntaxin-1 binding; SNAP receptor activity. Gene Ontology annotation, cellular component: SNARE complex; plasma membrane. NCBI's taxonomy places the organism in Eukaryota, Metazoa, Chordata, Ceratodontiformes, Protopteridae. The record is from RefSeq and is a predicted model, not a curated record. The transcript is spliced from 5 exons. Gene Ontology annotation, biological process: SNARE complex assembly; vesicle-mediated transport; vesicle fusion. Bases 505 to 822 code for a protein of 105 amino acids.